Molecule: messenger RNA, 1830 nt
Organism: Zingiber officinale
Lineage: Eukaryota; Viridiplantae; Streptophyta; Magnoliopsida; Zingiberales; Zingiberaceae
Product: aldehyde dehydrogenase family 7 member A1-like
Exons: 15
Coding region: 98-1627 (509 amino acids)
Molecular function (GO): aldehyde dehydrogenase (NAD+) activity
Source: RefSeq, a predicted model, not a curated record
UCACUCCUCGCACCUCUCCGCUUCCCUUCCUCCAUUGGCUGCUUAAUCCUUCUCCGAUCCAUCCAAAUCCUCGUCGGGGGCAGCGAUCGAUCGAUUCAUGGGCGGAUUCGGGAGGAAGGCGUACGAGUUCCUCUCCGAGCUCGGUCUCGGCCCCCGCAACCCCGGAUGCUUCGUGAACGGUGCCUGGAGAGGCAGCGGCCCCGUCGUCGCCUCCCGCAACCCCACCAAUAACCAGGUUAUUGCGGAGGUGAUGGAGGCGUCCAUUGAGGAUUAUGAGGAGGGUCUGCGGGCUUGCGCUAAUGCUGCUAAGAUCUGGAUGCAGAUUCCAGCACCUAAAAGAGGAGAGAUUGUUAGACAGAUUGGCGAAGCACUAAGAACAAAGCUGUACUACCUUGGUAGACUUGUCUCCCUUGAGAUGGGGAAGAUACUUCCUGAAGGGAUCGGGGAAGUUCAAGAAAUCAUUGACAUGUGUGACUAUGCUGUUGGGUUGAGCCGCCAGCUAAAUGGAUCUAUCAUACCAUCUGAACGUCCAAAUCAUAUGAUGCUUGAGGUGUGGAAUCCUCUUGGAAUUGUGGGCGUCAUUACAGCUUUCAAUUUUCCAUGUGCUGUGCUUGGAUGGAAUGCUUGCAUUGCACUAGUCUGUGGAAAUUGUGUGGUUUGGAAAGGUGCUCCUACAACGCCAUUGAUCACUAUUGCAAUGACUGAAAUUGUUGCACAAGUUCUAGAGAAGAACAAUUUGCCAGCAGCAAUUUUCACUUCAUUUUGUGGAGGGGCUGAAAUUGGUGAAGCAAUAGCUCGUGACACCAGGAUUCCUCUGGUCUCAUUCACUGGAAGCUCCAAGGUUGGUCUCUUGGUUCAGCAGAACGUCCAUAAAAGAUUUGGAAAAUGCCUGCUUGAGCUCAGCGGAAAUAAUGCUAUCAUAGUCAUGGAUGAUGCUGACAUCCAGCUAGCCGUGCGAUCCGUUCUGUUUGCUGCAGUUGGUACAGCUGGACAACGUUGCACGACAUGCCGUAGACUACUUCUUCAUGAAAGUGUUUACCAAACUGUCGUGGAUCAAUUGAUCCAAGUCUAUAAGCAAGUGAAUAUUGGGGAUCCACUGGAAAAGGGCACCUUAUUGGGGCCAUUACACACCCCUAUUUCAAAGGAGAACUUUGUGAAAGGUAUUGAAGUCAUUAAAGCACAGGGUGGGAAAAUCCUCGUUGGAGGGUCUGUUAUUGACUCUGAAGGAAACUUUGUUCAACCUACCAUUGUUGAGAUUGCACCUAGUGCACAAGUAGUUAAAGAAGAAUUGUUUGGUCCUGUAUUAUAUGUAAUGAAAUUUCAGACUUUAAAUGAGGCAAUUGAAAUAAACAACUCGGUGCCACAAGGUCUGAGCAGUUCUAUCUUCACACGCAAGCCUGAGAUUAUCUUCAAGUGGAUUGGGCCUCAUGGCAGCGACUGUGGUAUUGUCAACGUGAACAUACCUACUAAUGGUGCCGAAAUUGGUGGAGCUUUCGGUGGUGAAAAGGCCACUGGAGGUGGUCGAGAAGCAGGGAGCGACUCAUGGAAACAGUAUAUGCGGCGUUCAACCUGCACGAUCAACUAUGGAAGUGAGCUGCCUCUAGCUCAGGGAAUCAACUUUGGCUAAAAUUGGUGAUUUGAGUGUCCCUUCAACGCGAAACCUCUGCUAUCAACCCAUUCACAAGAUCAGCAGAUGUUUAACUUAGCUGACUUUUCAUAUGAGCAAACUCCAAAUAUGUCUCUCCUAUGAUCAUAAGUUGUGUUUCAGUUUAUCGCGUUCCAUUCCAACGACAAUAUAUUCAAUCAAUGACGAUAGCAUAGUGGGAUAAA